This is a messenger RNA of Metopolophium dirhodum (rose-grain aphid), 13265 nucleotides long. RefSeq names its product inactive tyrosine-protein kinase 7 (gene dpr1). The record is from RefSeq and is a predicted model, not a curated record. Gene Ontology annotation, biological process: synapse organization. Bases 377 to 1312 code for a protein of 311 amino acids. NCBI's taxonomy places the organism in Eukaryota, Metazoa, Arthropoda, Insecta, Hemiptera, Aphididae. Gene Ontology annotation, cellular component: neuron projection membrane. The transcript has 5 exons.
AAUCCCCGUAGUGUGUGUAACGGCCGCCGUUGCCGGUGCGAUUUUCCGUCCGUUGCCGAGUGAAAACGAAAAUUCGUUUUGAAACCAAAAUAAUAUUAUAAUAUUAUAGUCCGCACACCGUACCGUAUCAGUGCCGGACGCGAGUUCGUACGUCGAAAUAAAAUAAUAUUCGCGUGGCCCGUAUCGAUAAAUAUAUUAUUCCGUGUUAUUUUAUUUUAAUUUCUCGUCUGUUUGUUUUUUUAAACGAAUUUAUUUAUCAUGUGAUUUUUCAUCAUCGUUUAUUAUUAUUAUCGUUAUUAUCAUUUGGGCAUGACGGAUUUUCCGAUGAAAGUUGUACGUCCGGACUAAAAAAAUAAAUAAAUAAGGAUCAUACGACAUGUGUACAGUGACUGCCGGAUUUCUACAGUUAAGCGCUCUGUGCUUUUGGAUAAUCGCUAUAGCCAAUUCCCAAGGCAAACUGGCGACGUACACGCAGAGGCCGCCACCGUCUUCGACGCCGCCGUCGGUCGCGCGACAGACCGACCGCACGUCCUCCACCCCCGGAAACGGCACCGACCAGCUGUAUCCGUUUUUCGAUUACUACGUGCCACGCAACAUCACGACCACGAUUGGACAGAGCGCGUUUCUCCACUGCCGGACGGAAAACUUGAACGACAAAUCGGUAUCGUGGAUGCGGAAGAGAGACUUGCACAUACUGACGGCAGGAGUGCUGACUUACACCAGUGACCAGAGAUUCCAAGUCAUCCACCCGGAUAACUCGGACAAUUGGACCCUACUGAUUAAAUUUGCUCAACCGAGAGACGCCGGAAUCUAUGAAUGCCAAGUAAAUACCGAACCCAAAAUGAGUUUGGCAUUCCAGCUCAACGUCGUAGAGAUGAGGGCCUGGAUUUCCGGACCGCCGGAGCUGUACGUCAACGAGGACGGCGAGGUGAGCAUGCGGUGCGAGCUGAGCCAGGGCCCCCACGACCUGGGAACCAUAUUCUGGUACCUGGGUAACGUGCCCGUGUUCACGGACCAGGCAAGCCUGCAGUCGAUCCGGCAACCGCGGGUCAGCGUUCACACCGAAUGGGUGGACGGACUCAAGAGCACGCUGCACAUAGCCCGGGCCAAGCUCGCAGACUCCGGAAACUACACGUGCAUGCCCACGUUUGGACAAUCAGCUACCAUCAACGUGCACGUGGUCAACGGCGAACACCCUGCAGCCAUGCAGCACGGAAACCGGAGUGCGGUCAGCGGCCAGAUGACCGUCCACGUGCUAGCCCUGUUCAGCCUGGUCAUAAUGCUGUCCAAUCCGGUGCUGUUCGGACACUGAGGAAAGCAAACCGAGGAUGGCGGGGAUGCGAUGGCGGCGCCGCCGUCUCGUCCUGACCUCUCCUUCGACCACCCCCAGGCAUCCACAUACCCCCGCCAUCGCCGCCCUCCAGGCACGGUACGCCGCGAAAUCUUAUUUUUCUUCGUCAGCCCAGGGACGAGUAGGAAGACGACCGACCGAACAGACGCCGUCGGUGUUUUCUCUUCUCUUAUACAUAUUAUACUACAUACAUAAUAAUAUAUAUUAUAUUAUAACACUAUAAAAUACAUACCUAAACAUUCCACGCGUUUAUAAUACUACAUAUUAAAUCCGUCGUAUAUGGUGUUUUUGGAAAAAAAAAAAUUUUUUUUUAACUGUAAAAUUGUAAAACAAAGGAUCGCCCAAAAACGCGUCGCGCGUCAAUCGAACGAGCGCAUGACCGUUACCGGGGUUCAGAUGCGCGGGCGGGAGACCAGCUCGAGUCCGGACAAAUUAUCGUUAUGCGAGCGCGCGCGACGUCGAUUUUUUUUUCUCGACGAUUCGUCCCCAAGGGUUAGGUACUGCACAUAUAAUAUACAAUACAGAGACAAGUCUCGAUCGCGCGCCGUCGAGGGGGGGGUAAGGCGAACGUGCUUGCGUUUCGGCGUCCUUCGACGAUGCCCGCGACACGGAGUGCACAGCUGGCUCGUUCGGGAGUCGACUGAUCGUCGUUUAUUCACAGGUCUCGGAGAUUCGGAAUUUUGUCCGCGUAGACCUUUUUUUUUUAUUUGUCGCGCGAUAACAAUGCUAUACAUGUUACACCUAUCUAUUAUAAAUGCGACAUGCUCGCGGGACGUGCCGUUUAUCGAUUGUGCAAAGAAUGUUAUCACUACUACUAUUAUUAUUAUUAUUAUUAUUAUUAUUCGAUUUUUCUAAAUGUAUUUCUCUGUACUAUUGUGGCAAGGGGUCGAGUAUUUACCGGUAUCGGGAUGAAGGUAUAUCUAUAUAAUACAUAUUAUAUGUACCUACCCAGGUAUAUAAAAAAAAAUGUCUAUACGCACAAGUAAUAAUUCAUUGUUUCCUCUUCAUCCGUUUGAUUCGGAACGAAAAAAUAAACACAAUCACUCUCCCCUAUGUAUACACAUAUAUAUAUAUUAUAUACAUAAAAUAUUAUAUAUAUAUAUAUAUACGCACAUCACGUCACGUAUACAUACACAAACACACUAUAUACUGUCGGAUCGGAGGUCAAACAAUUUUUCAUAGUUUUUCGUGUUUCAUUUUUUAUUACCGUCGAACAAAGCGGAGGAAAAUAUAUUCCUUUUAUCGCACCCGCGUGAUUUCAACCUUAAAUGUCGUCCACGCACACACACAGUACCACCACCGCCGACGCCAUAUUUUUAUUAUUAUUAUUAUUGUUAUUAUUAUUAUUAUUAUUGUUAUUAUUAUUAUUAUUAUUAUUAUUAUUAUUAUUAUUAUUAUUAUUUUUAUUACGAAACGUUCAAUGAAAUUAUAAGACAUGCUAACCGUCGUCGGCGUGUGGUAAUGAGUUUGAACGCGUUUUGAGCAACAAAAAUACAAAAAAAAUCCCGAAAACCUCUCGCGGCGUAACCGUGUUCUCGGUUUAUCGCUAAACGUUAAUCGGCUUAGCGUGAACGCAUUCUCGCAAGUAUAUCCACACAAUAUCUCUACUACGCACCGUGGUUAAAUUACACCGUCAAUACGCAAUAUGCAGGUAAACGUAUAUAUUAGAAUAACCAUUUUUGCGAGAAAAAAAUUCUUCAAAAAAUAUUUUUAAUUUUUCUCUGCGGUUUACAGAGGAAAAACAUUUAAUAAUGCAUGGAGGCGCCUACGCCCCACGCCCCCAUCGUAACUCGAAAGUAAAACUUUUAAAAUUUUCAUUUUAAUAAUCAAAAAAGUUUCGUACCUACUUAACCCGACGAUAAUGAAUUUGUUAUGGGCGAUGUACUAAUUAUUAAACGACUAAAGUAUAAAAUCGAUAGACGUUAUCGGCAAUUCACUUUGUUAAAAGUAACAUACAGAGAAAAAAAUGUAUUAGAUAGUAAAUACAAUAUUAUUACUAAUGUAGAGAAGGAGACGAAGAUAAUCUUACGAAAAUCGAUUAAUCUAAUACCAAUGCUUAGGUAUAGCGUUCUCCACAGACUAAUCAAUCGUUUUAAGCACGAAGAAAAUAACAAUCGAUUGGGUUAAAAAAAAUACUCAAUUCAUAAAUAAAUUUAAUUUUCAAUCGUUUUUAUAUUAUACCGCACAAUAAUCUAAUUAAUCUACUUAAACGAGCAAGUAUUUUGCAGUUUUAACUGCACCCCUGUUCGAGUCUAUAUUCAUCCGCCAGCGAGUCCUCCGGGUGUGUAUACAAUGAAAAAACGUAAACGACGGAUUACUAUUUUAUACUACCCGAUGUACAAUUUAUUGAUAAUACCAACAGCUGAUGACAUUGAAGUUCAAAAAAUAUCGCAACGGUUAACACAGGUUAUAAUUAUCGUUAAUAACGCGGACCGACGACAUUAAAAUUUAAACCUCGUUACUAUACACCCUCUGCGAGGGUAGUUCGUAAAAUCGGACGCCACACUGCACCCGCACCGUGAGUUCAAUACCGUUAUACAUUUUAUACGUAUAGACUAUAUCGUAUACCUACUACUACUAAUACCACGGUUAUAGUAUAUAUAUACAUUGAUAUUGUAAAUACAUACACCUAUUAGUAGGCCGUUAAAAGCCCAUAAAUGUAUACAGGGUGAUUAUUUUAUUUUCGGUGAGGGCCAGGCGCCGUGUGCGAAUUCGUUUAUUACAUUGUUUUCAACUUUUAAGUGUAAACGUAUUUGAGUUACGAAAUAAUAAACACCGAGAACACUGCUGUGGUCGUUAAAAUAUAAAAGUGCUAAAAACGCACCCGGACAAGGUGUGGCCCCGGUUUGCGAUAAAAUCAAUAAUCACCCUGUACAUAUUAUAUACCCACCACGUGCACAGUAUACAUACUCUAUACAGUUUAUAUUAUAUUAUACACUCGACGUUACACGACAUAUAAUAAUAAUAAUAGGUAUAAUAUACGUUAAAAUUUAAUGAACCGAAAGAAUUCGAUUUACGGUCGCGACUUUAUACGGCAGGUACCAUACCCGGGGGUGCCCUACCUCCAUCCGGAAAGGUAUAUUAAGCCUGGCGCACACGUAACAUCUACGGCUAAAGUCAAUUACCCGAUUAGCGAACGGCGGCGCAUGUUUUCCACCGACGCAUGUACUUCAAUGAUGACGAUGAUGAUGAUGAUGACGAUGAUGAAGAUAGUCUAAUAAUAACAAUAUACGCGUGUAUUAUUGCUGUACCAGUUUGACUCACGAAAGCCGUUUUUUAGCGCCAAGUUCCGAAGACGUCACCGGAAAAGUAAAGCCAAACGUUUAAAACCCGUUUUCUACCAAACGCUAUCCUAAGCACAUACAAGUAUCGUUAGCAUAACAGUAUAAACGAUCCGACCAGAUGUUUAUUAUACAGGGUGUAUCACGAAGAUUUACAUGUUAAAUGUGUCAAAUAUACGUGAAAUGAGCCCUAUAUUAUACAACCCGCCGAUCUUAUUGUGCAGCUUCUUCUCGACGCUCAUCUGCCUCUCGCUCACCAUCGUAAUAAUAUUAUAUACUAGUUUUUUUUUUCCGGAUCCGAGGCUCUGCGGAAGCACCCGCCAGACCCAACCUUCCAGUAUUUCUUUAGGGGUGGUCAUGUUAGGUUCCUACAUUCCCACUGCAGACACGACUCAAUUUUUGGCUCGGUGUAGUAACUACACUGUAUACGACUCUGUAGCAGCAGCUCAUGUCAGACACCUGCAAUAAUGUUGAUGUCAUCAUCUCAUUCGAAGGGGUAAAAAUUAAAACACACUGCUGCAAGGAAUAUGAGCCACUGAAAUUCGUCAUGGCGCCUAAAGCCGUUGGAUAUUAGUUCCGCAGAAAUGCAGAAAUCGAUUUUCCAUUUCCAUACAUGAUAUUGGCGAACGCCGUUUAUAUAACUAUUAAGUAUUAUUUGUUACCGUAUUUCCAUAUUGUAACGCGUGUUCUUCUUUUCUUCUUCUUAUGUACGAGAAAAUUAUAAUAAAACAAAGGGACGCGCAAUUUCGAGAAAUGUUAAUUUCAACAACAAGAUAACGAUGACUGUCUCUCCACCUGUAAAAUAUACAGUCGCGCAAUAAGAAUAGUAAAUAAUAAAUAGUAUGUGUAUUAAUACAUUAUAUGAAAUAUUUUGAAAUUCUCCACUGAAAUUAAAUUUAAAUAUCUCAUAUCUCCCAGAUGCAUCCUGUAUGUGUACCAACAUACCUAUAUACGAAUAUACUGCGACGGUGAUAUGAAUAUUAUUAUAUUUUGUUUUAAACUGCCUUUUUCAUUUUUCUCCACUGCGAGGACUACUACUUCCGUAUUAGCGAAACGCACUUAUUUAUUGAAUUCUGCACGACAGAAAAUAAGAGAGCUUCAUAAAAAUAAUGUCACAUUUUACUCACCCCCCGCGCUACACAUCUCUAUAAUCCUCACCGUUCGGCGACUUUCACUCCGCCCUCUGGGGACCUCAGAAACGGACGUCAUUUCUUCUACCCCCGAGGCUAUUAGAAAAUAUGGAAUUCCCGCGGUCAUAAAUUCACAUAUCCUGCAAAUUGAAAAUACUACAGCGUCGUCGUCGUCGAGUGUUUUUAUAUAUAGGUAGUUACUUUAUACCUACUUUAUGUGUUCCCAAUAAGUUCGGUCGUACUUGAACUCGGCCUCAAAUCGUCACACGAAAACACCGUAUACACGAGUACAUAAGUGAGUCAAAGGCUUUACGACGAAAACGCCGCCGUCGCUGGUUUUAUAUCUUGUUUUUACGCGUUUUUCGUUUUUCCUACACAUACGUACACACACUUCGAUUACUUUGCAUAGAAACGGGAAAGUCGUCGCAGCAAUGAAAAAAAUUCCUACCAAACUAAACGCACGUGGCGAAAAACACGAGAAAACGAAUUCUGUUCCCCGUUCACCCGCGGUAAAAUAUAUGCAUAUUAUCUGCAAAACCGCGUAGGUACAUCUUAUACUAUAUCUUUAUAUAAUAUUGUACAAUUUGAAACAUAUAGACUGAGAUAAUCGAUUUUCUUCUACGUCACACACCACGUUAUAAUGUAUAAUAUUAUAUUUUGCAAACCGUUAAAAUAAUGCUGCUGCUGCUGUCGGACGCACACAAACCCUCUAACAGAGAAGGAGGUGCGCGAGUUGGUGGGAAAAAUGCCGUCUCGUUCCGGAUGAUGACAAUACUUUAAUAAUAUAUUAUAUACUACCCGAUAUUGUGCUGAUGGGGAAAAAAAGUUUCCGUCGGCGCGAACAACUAUUAUUACGGAGCGAUUACUAUUUUACCGCCACGCGCGUGUAGGGCGACAGCGACUGUAAAAUUCAAUACCGUACACACACACACACACACACACACACACACACACACACAUACACACACACACAUACAUACACACAUACACAUAGAAUAUUAUUAUCAAUAGGUGCGGUAUAACCCUAUACGCGAUUCCAGAGAACUCCUUCCUAUCACCGAUAUUUAGCCCGGGGUCCAAUACAGUACGGUCGUUAAGAACAAACUUCAAUCCAAAGAAAUGAAUCCAUUAAAAACGCGCACUUUUCAGAUAUUGUCUUAUUUCAACUAUUUCCCAUCAAUUGCAGCAGCCCUCGCACUCUGUUAAACCAAAGCAGUAAGCACCCGAUAUCCUUUACACAAACGGGUGUGUGUGUGUGUGUGUGUGUGUGUGUGUGUGUCGUCUUUAAAGCGACGCCUACUAUUCCGAGGUCAAUCGAAAUUACCGCCGAAAAAAAAAAUAGGACCAAAAACUCAUUCUGUUCGCGUUAUAUUACAUUCUUCGUAUAUACGCGUAUUUAUUUCAACGGCUAAUGGAAAGUGCGUAUAAUAUUCGAUUAUGUGCGACAUCGUUAGCGGGUUUUAUUUUUAAUAAAUUUUGUGGGGCUCGUAUAUGGAUAGGUACAAGUGUUGUACAACAGACAACGUCACUACUAUUAUAUGAUCAAAAGAAUCGACGAUCGCUGGCAAGUAUGACGAGUUAACGGUAUAUCUAGUUCGUGUGUGGAUCGAUGUCGUUUUUCUUCAGACAAUCAGUUUAAAUUAAUAAUAAAUAUUUUCGAUUACAGUUUGGUAUAAUAUAUUGAUUUAGUAGGUAUUAUAAUAUUGUAUAAUAAUAAUAAAUACUUCGGUCUUGGGUGGAAUAACAAUGUCAUAUACUUUUUGUGCAUAAUUCGAAAAUAUUAUUCUGGAUUACCUUUUGUCGUGAUCGUUCGGCGUAUCGUACAUUAAUUGAGGAAUGCGAGAGAAUAAGAAUAAGUUUUCCAUUGUUUUUUGACAUAUCAUAAUGAUCACGCACCCACGCGCAAUAAAUCUGUAAGUAUACCUACAUACAAUAUUAUAAACACAUAAAUUCGAACAAACCUCAAUAUCAAUAUAAUAAUUGUAUACAGUGAGAGGGAUCGGCUAUUGAGUCGUCAUCGGUGAUUGAUCGCCAUUGGUCACCUGCGGUGUACACAGUACGGAACGAAAAUCGACUGCCCCGACGACCCCUUCCCGUUUAGCCGCCGAAAAAUAAUAUGUCACCCUUUCCCGGACCGCGUCUCCUUAACGAACGGCGGAUGUGCACGUCUUAAUGCGCACAAAUGCGCCUGUCGGUAAAGCUGUAGUUUCACCGACGGUAAAUCCUUUAGGCUCGGCGGAAAACCUUUCCGGCACUGCAGUCUCGCGAGACUUUAUUCUUUUCUUUUGAAAUGUCCAUAAUGCGCGCAUGCCACGCACGAAACGAGAUCCCGUACAACCGUCAGAACCUCGAGAGGGGGGGGGGGGGAGCUUAUAUAAUGACUCUUGAGGGACGUCUGUGACGAUUUGACACGUCUGACUGCAGGCACCGCUGAAAAUCCGGAAAAACCGAUAAAUGCAGCCGGACGAAUAUUCUGUGCGUACCGAAGAAUGACCCUGCAGUACGCGCGUGAAAAAGGUCGCAACGACUUCACGAAUUAAUCAACGUUACGGACCGACGGUAACCCCGGACGAACGAAAAGAAAGCAAACAAUCGAUUUCGCGGCCGGUCCGGGGACGACAAAAUGUGUACGCGUGUACGACUUCGCCGCCGAGUUCAAAUGCCGUCCCGUGCGCUUUACGCGCGCGAUUAGUCUUCGUUUUGUCUUUCGAAGUCGAGAUUUGCCGCCGCCUCCGCCACCGAGACGACGACGCGCAGUGGGUAUUAUAUAAAUUAUAUAAUAUAUGGCCACGGGGCAGUAUAUGGAUCGUGCGAACACGACGAAAAAAAAAAUUGAAAUACAAUUCCAGAGCUGUCCGACACGCGUCCGCGGAGAAAACUUUCCGUGACACGAAACGUCGAUAGUGCACAAAAGCGUAAAAGCGACUUUUUCAUUCGCCAGAUUUUUAUUAAUGUUUUCUUAGUGCGGUUCGAUAAAGUCAUAUAUAUAUAAGGCUUACUUCGUUUUUUAUUAUUUUUAUUGUUUGUCUUUUUUCAAAAUUUUUUUGUACUUUUGGACGUUUUCCUUUACUCGCCCAAUCAUCUUCCAGACUACGUUCGUAUUCAUAAAAAUAUAUUUUUUUUAUUUUCGCCGUCUCCUUGUCUCGCACAGUCGUCACCGCCGCUGUCAUAUGGUCGGACCUAUAUCGGUUGACUUGCUUGGUAAACGCCAUCCGACGCUGCGGUUGCAGAGCAGUCUGUUGACUUUCCGAUUUUCCGUUCGCCAACCUUGGUAUUUAGGUAGUGACUUUUACGACGUCCUUUAAAAGACAGUAAAAAAAAAUUGAUUCUUGAUAUAUAAAUAGGACACUCAAUAUAAUAAACAACCAUCAACCAAUUUUCAAAUCGUAGUUAAUGGGAAAAACUAUACACGACACAAGUCUAAAAAUCAAAUCGGCAGAGUGGUCGCACACUUCUAAUUUACCUCCAAUGUCCCCGAUGGACUGUGGUUGAGAAAAGUUAAAUGUGUUCCAUUCUAAAAUAUUUCUAUUGCCCUUAUUGGCUUAUUCCUUUUAGUCUUAUAAUAUGUCUGUCAGUGAAACUACUAUUGAGUGUUUUUAUUUUAUUUUUUAUUACAAUCAAAUUGUCAGUUUCAUAAUCGAAAGCAGAAUACUAUUAUACAAAAUAUUGAAUAAUGAACGAGUAUACAUUUUUGAAAUAAUUAGUAGAUAUAGGCAGUGGCGUGGCGAACGGUAAUUUCAGAGGCAAUUGCCUGAGAUUUGUCUUAAAUAGUAGGGUGGGUGGUAGCCGGUGGGUCCCCUAGUAAAUGUAAUGUGAUAUACUCAAUAGGUAGUCAAUAACGAUCUGAAAUAUAAUUAGUUAUAUUAUAUUAACACAUUAUUAUGCAUUAAUACUUGGGAUAUUUGUAACUUGUCUUUGGAAAAUUUUUAGUUCACCACGCCACUGGAUAUAGGUAUUUAAAGUCUCGAUAAACGGAGUAAUACAAAUAGUAAUGCAAACUUUAUAUGCUUAUUAGUUAUUAGUUAUAAUUGUAUGAACAAUAAUAAAAAAAAAAAUUAUCAUAGUUUUUAAAAUAAUAUUCUGCUUCAGAUUUCCCCAGACAAACGUGAGGAUAAAAAGGACAAGUGCAAUGUAGUAUUAACUAUGCCUAUUGUGUUUUAUACUUUUAUAAAGUAUACCAAAAAAAUUAAUUCAAAAAAAGUUGAUAAAUUUCAAAAAAUAAGUCUCCGUUGUUUGAAAAAUAUCACACUCCACAUCGAACCCUAUCCAAACGUAUAAUAUUUGUCUGCAGUAUUCCUACGAUUUGUAAUAGCAGAAAUCUAGACCGAAUAUUAAAGACUAGAAAAAUAAAAACUCAAUACCCAAAACGAUACCCCCCCCCCCCCCCCAUGCUGUCUUCUAUUAAACCUAUUAAAUCUGUUGUCUUUUUUUUUGUAAACUCAAAAUGAUCGAACCGCAAAAAAUCUUUUACAUUCAACACAAAAAUAAUUUUUAAAACCAAUCGAUAGGAUUUGAUCUAUUUUUUUUCUUUGUUGGUGGUGGAGGGCAAACUAUAUGAAUUCCUCGUAUAGUCACGUCCGUUUCCUAUUUGUAUCGACGUGCGUAGUAGAGAAAAAUUUGAUGAGCCGGGACGGGUGAUGAGACCACCAAGUGACGCUCGAUAAUGCAAUAUACCUAUACGAACAGCCGCCACUGCAUAGUAGUAAAUACAUCAAAUAAUAAUAAUAAUAAUAAUAAUAUUAAUUAGUAUUGAUACGUCGAGAAAUUUAACUGUACUGUCGGGUUACAGAGUUAUAUUUUGCUUCCUAACCAAUAAUACCGCGAGCGUUUAUUAUUUGUCAUACAAUACGAACGCAAAAAAAAAGCAGUGACCCGCCGCAGAAUAUUAUUUAUACGAAGUCCCGUAUAGUUUGUAUACUACAUCAACAACAAUAUCGUUAAACAGUUGUAUUGUAUAAAUAAAUGAAUAUAUAUAUAUAUAUUAUAAUAAUAAUUAUUAUUAUUAUUAUUAUUAUCUUAUUACAACAUAUUAUAUUACCUACAUUAUAAUAAUAUGUUGUGCAUACAAAAAAUGUUUAAUAUUUAGAACAUUAUUAAUAACUGUACGUUGAAAAAACAUAUUUUCUUUGUAACCUAUCAUAUUAUGACUUACCUACCAAUAGUUUCACGGACGAUCGCGAUCCUUUUUAUACGACCGCAAAAUAUCAUAUAAAAUUAUGAAUGUCUAUUACCUUUAUAUCGCUGUCGUGUUGUCUUAACGCCGCGGCGUUUAUAAGAACUGGUUUUUUUCCUCCGAUUCGACAUUUCCCCUAAGCCGUGCAUAUUGUAUUAUUUGUGUUACGCAUUGCGGUGCAUAAGUUAAAUAAAUAAAUCAUUAUUGCUCUUGACCUAAUGACCGGCGAGAUUUUAAAUUUCGUACACCAAAAGUAGCACUACGCCUCCAACCCCGGAAGGGCUGCAUGACGGCAUGCUAGUAUAUAGCCCGAAAGAUUUGUUUAAUUCGAUCGGAAAUCGAGAGAAAUAUCGCCUUUUUGGAAAACGGCUUUCAGCCGAACAUUGCCUGCGAUGAGCCGAGUACCUGCAGGACGUGGCGAUGACACCACAUGACUUCACACUCGCCCCCCAAAACGUUUUCGCGACGAACCCCUCAAACGCCGUGAAUCAGAUAACCGUAGCGUUACAUCAAGUCCGAACUGCACUACGAUACAUGCGCGUAAAUCGCACCCUUGGUACAAGACCGCCACAACUCAAAAUUACGAUGUUUUUUUUUUUUUUUAAAGGAAAAGGCUUCAACAACUAAGGUUAUUAGCCUGAUACGAUGUUUUGAGUAAAGCAUACAGUUCGAUAGCUAUUAUUUUUCUCUACUAAAUGCUAUACUGCCACAAGUCGUAGCACAAUAUUAACGUAUCCGUAAUACAUUUGUGUCAGUGUUGAAUUUACUCAUUUUUGCAGUAAAAGAAAAAUAAUACCGCCAUAUUUUGACUUAUUGCCUUGUUACGUAUUUGUAUGUUUGUUUUAUUAGAAACAUGAAAAAUCAUAUCUGCCUCAUUUUGAUUUGAGGCGUUUUAACUUAAUAAUUCUCAACUGGAUUUCUACCUUUGAAAAAAUGAAGACUGCCCCAUUUCAUUUUGUGGCGCAUAAAAUAUUUGGUUUGAAAUGGAAUACCGACACAAAACUAAAUGUGACAGUUUUUUAUUUACCGAUUCCUAUUUCUAAACUGCCAUAACCUAAUUUACCUGUGUCUGAUUGAGGUUUAACGAAGUAGAUCAAUAAAUAAAUAUUAAGUUUCAGGUAACAUGGAUAUAAUUGGAAAGUAUUAAAACUCAAGUUUUAAAAGUAACGAUUUGGGAGCAGAUUACAAUUUAAAAUUUAAUUUUCUCAAAACUAUGUUUUUCGAGUUGUGGCGGUCUUGUACCAAGGAUGCGAAAUAUACAUGCCUACCUAUCACGCUGUGGUAGUGUACAUAAUAUAUGUAUUAUAUUACAGCCAUACCGACCGACCGACCGCAUUUAAUUCUCUAUCAGAUUUCCGUUUAUUUCCCCCCCCCCCCUCGCUCUCUUUCGACGAUAAAUUCGAUUUCCUCCCGGCCGCCGUCGCGUUUUCCACAAUACAGUUAAACGCGCGUGGUACAAUCUACCCCUCUCCCCCCCACGAGCACGCGCGCCGCACAACGUUUCGCCGGCCAGACCGUUUGUUUUUUGUUUUCCUUCGACGGUUUGCCGUCUCCGAAACGACCAGAAAAACGCGAAAAGUUUCGAUCAUAACUCAAAAAAUAAUACAUUUCCCUAGGACAUCGUCGCGUUCCUCCGUUCUGCAUUUCGAACGUUUUAUUUCAUUCCGUUUCGUUUGUACGUAACGGCGACAUAAUAUUAUACGUAUAAUACAUCUAUAUAUAUAUACACACACACCUACAUAUUAUAUUCUUCAUCAUUCCGUUCAGGCGUUUUUAUUUCUCUCGUGUAUUAUUAUAUAUAUACAAGUAUUAUGUACGUGUAACGGUUAUAAACGAAAUCGAUUUUGUUCGUACACACCGACCAGCGUAUUAUAAUACGCGUGUUCAUUAUACCCGUCUCAUUUUACAUAUUAUAAUAGAAUAACGCACAUUUAACUAACGUAAUAAUUCUGUUUGAAAUGGUUUCCAUUUAUGAUUAAGGUAUUUUCGCGGAUUUGACUCGUCGUCAAACAACUGUAUAUACGAUAACCGUCGCCGGUCCGUUGUCUAUCGUAGAAACGUUCAGAUUUGUAAUCAAUAUUAAUAAUAAUUAUUAUAUUAUAUUUAAAUACCCACGCAUGUCGUAAUGUGGUUAUACAUAUUGUUGUUUUUUUAACUAUUAUUAUUAUUAUUAUUAUUAUUAUUAUUAUCAUCAUCACCUGUUAGUGAAAUAUAAUAGGUAUUGUGUUAAAUUUUUUUCCCGGCGUUUUAUAUAUUAUAUAGUAUAUUAUAUAAGAUAUAAAAUUGUUAUUAUUGUUAAUAUGUACAUAUACAUAGAUUUAAAAUAUUAA